Messenger RNA from Phanerochaete carnosa HHB-10118-sp, 872 nucleotides. RefSeq lists its product as uncharacterized. The transcript has 2 exons. The record is from RefSeq and is a predicted model, not a curated record. Gene Ontology annotation, molecular function: protein binding. Bases 323 to 865 code for a protein of 180 amino acids. Lineage: Eukaryota; Fungi; Basidiomycota; Agaricomycetes; Polyporales; Phanerochaetaceae.
CAAAGUCUACAUGUGAAGGCUUUCGCAAUGAGCAGCUCGCGAUCGCCUCCGAUUUGGGCUCCGAUUGCCGUCGUCUUGCCGAACGGACAGCAAGUAUGGACGAUGUACGACCACCAGGCCGGACGCCAUCAAUUGUUUUGUGACCUUCACGGAAAAUCAAUCAAGCUGACAGUGUAUGCCAACCCCUACCCGCCAUUCGAGCAUCAUAGCUCGAAAGGCUGCAAGGCCAGCCGAUCGGAGCAGCAUGCAGCUGGAAUAGUUUAGAAUAGGCGACAACAGAGUUUACUUCCGAACGAGGCCAAGUACUAUCACUGAGACAACCAUGCUCACCCUCGAUGAGGACGCGCUUCGCCAGCUUCUCAUGUACCUCGCCAUCCCUGAUUUACUUGCAAUGAGACAAACCUGCAAGCAGAUUGAAAUCCUUACUCGAGAUCCCCAGUUGUGGAUUCACAUCCGUCGUCGUGUUGCCACAGCACCACACAUCGCUCUUCCCGCAUAUCACAAAUUGGUCUCCGCCCUGUCUGGUUCUGAGGUGGAAGCACUCGUCUCGCAUGCCCUCCGGCUAACCGACACUUUGUAUCGCCCAAAUCCUUCCGGCAUGAACGUAAUCAAAGCCCCUUCGAUUCCUCUCCACCAACCACGCUCCGUGACUUGGGUCAAGUUUGUUCGAGAUCAGCUCGUCGUCGUCGCCUCGUCGGAUGCUCACAAGAGCUCUCUUACUCUCUGGUCCAUCCCAGAGCUGCUCCAAAGUGAGAGAACUAUGGCAUCGUUGACAGAAUGUCACCUUCCGUGGCCUGUGUACCGUGGUGCGUCAGAUUCACAAAGCGACGGCGCAGUAUUUGCACUUGAACUUCGGUGCAGGUGAGACGCUA